Drosophila ficusphila is the source of this 1440-nucleotide messenger RNA. RefSeq lists its product as uncharacterized. Bases 201 to 629 code for a protein of 142 amino acids. Lineage: Eukaryota; Metazoa; Arthropoda; Insecta; Diptera; Drosophilidae. The record is from RefSeq and is a predicted model, not a curated record. The transcript is spliced from 5 exons.
AAUCUUAAAAUUAUACAAAUUAACAAUACUUGUUAGAAGACUUUCGAAUGAUCAAUUAGGAUCAUAUCAGCACUAGUACAAGUAGAAGACUUAACUUCUAAUUGGCGACCAAGUAAAGGAACUGGCAGUGAUAAUGAUAGAAUGCGCAAGCUGCUAUCCUUACACUUCCUCUCUUUGAAAAGACAACUUAAAAUGUUAAAAUGUGCAUGCAGAUAUCGAAAAAGUACGCCUGCAUCACCCUGGGAGGGAUUGCGAUUAUUCUAUCAGCAGUGGAGUUAUCAUAUAACGCCUAUGAGAUUGUCACAAUGGGCUUAAAUGAUUGGUUACUGGCAGCCGUGGUUGCGUGGAUCCCGAUUUCAUUUGCCGCAGUUCUCCUGAUUAUUGGCGCAAUUUUUAAAAUCAAGUUUCUGCUGUUGUUGUGGAGUCUGGUUGCACUGGUGUUCGGAAUAGGACUGGUGGUUAUAAAGACUGGGUUGCUUAUACUUGUGUAUGACAGUGCGGCACCGGAGGAAAGUCUUCUCAUUGCUACUUUAAAUAUAAUAUUCUUAUUAUUGGUCUUUAUUUUUGUAUAUUACCCUUAUGCUUACGUUCGUGAACUGCAAGAAGAGCAAAACAACUUUGAUAAUUAAGAGAGACACAAAAAGUCACUACUUCUGUAAAAAUCAUCACUAAACUUGAUUAUAAUCUGCGGACAAGAAGCUCCUACUACGACUGGCUAUCCGUUUUAUUGAAAUCGAAAAAUCGCAUUACUCUGCGACCUUCGGACUCUAUUGUGAUUUCGAUUUUUUUAUAAAAACAAACAGUAGGCAGUGACCGGGAUCCGAAUUUGCAUAAAAUAACAGAAGCAAUAACAAUGGGUGACAACAAAUCAAAUGCGAAUGGCAAUCCGACCGCAAAUAGAAAGUGAAAAUCAAACACAAAACGCUACCGUUUAUUCCUGUGCUUUCGUAUUUCGUACAUUUUUGGGUGCCUUUUCUUUCUUUUGUGUUUAUUUGUCGGGAGUCUAAUUUAAAUAAACAUUUAUUUGUACAAAGGCUUUAAUACGUUUGGCAAAUGACUUCCUGAAUUUUGUGCAGCGAGUACCAGCCCAACUGCCGUCUAGCCGAAUUGCAUAAUCGGUGAGACAAAUGCAGGGGAUUAUGAAAUCCUUCGCUCACAGCCUGCAAAUCUGCAAAGCUGAAAACACGAGCGCGAGCUGCACCAGCUUUUUGCCGCGGAGACGCCACCGAACGGGGAACAACCUGUCGCAUAUUUAAAGCGAUUAACGGCACGAUUUCAGUCGCUGCCUGCCAGCAACAGCAACACAGCAGCAGCAACAGCACAGCAGCAACAUCGCAGCAGCAACAGCAACACAGCAGCAGCAGCAGCAACACGGUGGCAAGGCUUCAGCAUGAAAAUUGAAAUUGAAAUUGAAAUGCUUUUGGCAGUGCCAACACAGCA